CGCAGAGGCUGGAAUUACCUUCCAGUCAAGGAUCCAUUUUUACUAUUUCACGCGUCCAGUCUUCCUUUAUCAAUCUACCAGACUUCUCUUAACAUCAAUUCGACAUCCUCUACUUCUGUCAUCUGUCAUACUUCCACCCUUCAUUUCCCCCCCCAGCAUUUGGUCGCCUUUUGCUCUUGAAGCUUUGACCUCCUCUAAUUCAAUGUUAUUCUAGGCGUGUUUACAUACACCUGUUGUCAAUCAAUCAUUGUCUAGGACUCGAAUCAUCUAAUUGACUGCACCCGAAAUUACAAUCCCGUCAUAUUAGCUCAUUCCCCCUUUGCUACACAAAGGAUUGGAUUUAUUACUGUGCGGGCAUUUCAACGUUCAAUUUCUCUGAUGGCCACGAAGACUCUAUAGAUCUUACAAUUUGGGCGCGGGAGGAGAGCCCUCUAUAUUGCUCUUCGAGAUGGGUAUUCAAGGUCUGCUUCCAUUACUCAAAUCAAUACAGCGACCAACAGAAUUAAAAAAGUAUGCUGGCGAGACGAUUGGCGUCGACGCCUAUGGUUGGCUGCAUCGGGGUGCCGUGCCGUGUGCAAUUGAACUCGCUCAAGGCAAGCCUACACGAAAAUAUGUAGACUUUGCCAUGAGCCGGGUUAGGAUGCUCAAACAUUUCGGUAUCACACCUUACUUGGUUUUUGACGGCGGUUUUUUGCCCAGCAAGGCCACAACCGAGGCGUCUCGUGGGAAACGCCGAGAAGAAUGUAGGAAGGCGGGCCUCGAACUUCUAAAGGCUGGUAAACCUUCUCAGGCACACGCCGAGCUCCAGAAAGCUGUCGACGUCACCCCUGAGAUGGCUCGACAUUUAAUUGAAGAGCUAAAGAAAGCUGGCGUGCCUUAUGUAGUUGCACCUUACGAAGCUGAUCCGCAACUGGUGUAUCUGGAACGUGAGGGUCACAUCAGUGGCAUUCUCUCCGAAGAUUCGGAUUUGCUGGUUUUUGGAGCCAAGCGAUUAUUAACUAAACUGGAUCAGCACGGUCAAUGCAUUGAGAUAAACCGCAGAGACUUCUGUGCUUGUCGUGAAGUCUCUCUAACAGGCUGGACAGACGCUCAAUUUCGACAUAUGGCUAUUCUUAGCGGUUGCGACUAUCUGGAUAGUAUCAACAACUUAGGACUGAAGACCGCGCAUAGGAUGAUCCGAAAGCACAAGACACCUGAAAAAGUGGUCCGCAUGCUGCAGUUUGACGGCAAACAUCGAGUCCCUACUGAUUAUUUAAAAUUGUUUCACCAAGCCGAGCAGACUUUUCUUCAUCAGUGGGUCUUCUGUCCAAAGGCAGAUAAGCUUGUCAACUUUACGCAACUUAGCCCCGAGGUCAAGAUCGACGAACUCCCAUUCAUUGGGCCCCCCAUCGAGCCAGAAACUGCCAAGGGGAUUGCUGCUGGAGACGUAAAUCCAAUCACUAAACAAAUCAUUGUGCUCCAAACUCUACCCUCACCGAGGAAACGUACUGCAUCAGGAACUGCUCGCAACAUGCCUCAAACCCGCACAGCCCAAGAGCCUCCUAAGAAGCCCAUCGACUCUUACUUCAAGGGUCAUCGCCGAAUCCCUCUAGGUGAAAUGGAGCCGAAUUGUUUCUCUGUUGACCCUACACGCCUCGCUAGCAUGACUGAAAACGGUAACCGACCGAUCGUAUACCCGCUUCCAAGACCAUAUCUAGACGAAACUGCACCUACCACAUCCGCUGGCCGGCGCGCGUAUAUCACGCGGCCUGAAAGCUCCGCCCGUACUCUUCGACGUCGAACUGAACCAGUGGGCAAUCUACUCGGCAAUAGUGAUCACACUUUGGCUUCUGGGUCUCGUCGCCAGACUACUGGUCCAGGAAUCAAUGCUCCAAGCAACUCCGAGAGCACAGGAGCCGCUCAUCCCGUCCGACCACCUAAGAAGGCACGUCUAUGUGACGAUGCUAGUUCGGGGCGAAGUCCCGGAAAGCAGAGAAGCAAAUUUUUCCCACGCGGUAUUGUGAAGGGCGCCACCUCUAAGAAAACAGAAGGCUAUUUAAUGUCGGAUGAUUCUAUCGAGGAAGCUCUACAAGAUCUCCCGGAUUUUGGUGGAUGGAGUCCCUCGCUAAAGGGCCAGAAGGAAGUUAUGGUUUAUCAGGAGUCGCAAUCAGUUUCGGCCGACACCGAAAUAUCUAAGGAUGACGAGUCAUAUAUCGAAAAUGACACCAGCGAACCCACUGCCUCGAUACAGCUUCCAAACACCCCCAGCAUCACCAAGCGCUUUAGCUACGGACAAGGCCAAACACGUAGCCAGAGCACCUCUACGUCUUGCUCGAGUCGAUCUUCACUCGCCGGAAUUACUCCUGCCACUUCCGUUAUGUCGUCUACGCCGUCUUCGUCCGUACAACUAUCGACUGGUAAGACGACGCCGGCGACACCGCUUCAGCGACUCGGCAUCAAGGCCUUGGGGCGCGGUGGCCAGCCGCCUACACCUACGUUCGCGGUUCCACGGCCUAUAAAGCGUUCUAGUUUGGGUAGGCGGAGUAUAGACUCUAUGCCUAUUAACCCAGCUUUCGUUCCCUUGCCUCCCGUCGACUUGGAAGAGGUGGAAGCUUUACACAGGCCUAUGGGCAGCGAAGACCUGAUAAUACCGGAGAGCGAGAAUGACGAGGUUUUGGAUGAACAGGAGAACUUGGGCUCGGACAAGGGUAAGGCCGGACGUAGGCGGAUGGACUUGUCAAGGUUUCUCUUUGCUUAGAUGUGAGGUCUUCAGCACACGGCACAUGUUUUUUCUUCUACAGGUCCCUGAGGAAUUUGAUGGCGUAGGACGGUCAUAUCAGCAUAGCGGCGGAGUUAGGGGUUACAACGGUCAAAGCAAAGGCGUCUCGGUAUAAACUAUUUUAUAGGCACAAAAGGGCCACAAUUGCAGUUUCUCCUUUGAAGGGUGGCUAGGAGAAUAACAAAAUUAACUAGCUAUAAUUGUAUGACUGACAAAUCAUGAUGUGUGAAACGGUGUAUGGGUAUUAAAAUCGUGCUCGCAAAUGGUGAUAGAACAUUACAGUAACUAUCCUUUGUUCGGGCGUACAAGAGUAUAAAAGAGUUGGCAAGUAAAGAUUCUUUGUCUACCUAGGUAGGUAGGUAGGUAGGUAGGUAGGUAGUUGUACUAGUUACUACUAAUUCAAUAGUAUUGUUUCAGUUGGUCAUGUACAGUAGGAAGUAUG
Molecule: messenger RNA, 3200 nt
Organism: Daldinia decipiens
Lineage: Eukaryota; Fungi; Ascomycota; Sordariomycetes; Xylariales; Hypoxylaceae
Exons: 3
Coding region: 449-2737 (762 amino acids)
Biological process (GO): DNA recombination; DNA double-strand break processing; mismatch repair
Cellular component (GO): nucleus
Molecular function (GO): 5'-3' DNA exonuclease activity; DNA binding; metal ion binding
Source: RefSeq, a predicted model, not a curated record